AUGACCUCGAUGCUCGACCGGGCGGGCGUUCACCACCAAGACAUCUACGCCAGAAAUAUUCUCCUCGUUCAUGGAAACCCCGAUAGGCUGGUGUGGAUUGAUUUUGAUUUUGCAACGACCUUCGCAGAGUUUGGACCCGAGCAACUGGCCCGCUGUGACUACGAGAUCGCGAUUGUGAAGGGAUUCGGUGAAGCACUGAGACAUGAUCAAGCUGAAGCGCUGUUUUAUUCCGCUUUCUUCAUUGAAUUGACACUUACUUUACUAAAGCCUGGAUUAAGAUUAUUGACUUGCCUUGAAAUUCCCGGUGCAAACAGGCCGGAGGACAAGACUCCGCCUAGCCGCGCACUCCGAACCCUCAAAAUCCAACCUCGAAAUCCUCUAUCCAGAUGCCAAAGUUAUCCACACAGACAUGACAUCACAUCCCUAUCCGCACGCUGUGCCCUGCUAUCCGGCGCAGCCGCCGUCUACCACGUCGAGUCCUCCUUCCACUCUGGUGAAAUGGUCAUGGGCAUCAACAUGAUGAUCGACGCUGCCAUAUCCGAAAGCCAGAAACCAGGGAACGUGUUCAAACACUUCGGUUUCUCCAGUGUGCUCGGUACGCAACAUCGGAAUCUUAUGCAACACGACCUGGAAUCCCGCGUUGAGGAGUGCCUGUUUCUUAGUUCGUUGAUUCCACGAUUCUUCACGACUAAUUUCAUGGAUGCGUAUCCUAUCGCGCAGCUGAACCAAACCCGCAUCUCUCUCAACGUCAUUCAAGAGGCACUCAAACGCUUCUCCCUAAAUGAGCUCUCCCUAUCAUACAACGGCGGCAAGGAUUGUCUAGUAAUGCUCAUCUUAUUCCUAUCCUGCCUCCACCCACUACCCACGACCGAGAGUCUGUCAAAGGAUGGAAAACCCACGCCUCCCCCAACUACAAUACCUGCCAUAUACGCACAACCGCACCACCCCUUCCGCUCUGUGGAGGAGUUUGUUGCCUCUUCCUCACAUGACUAUCACCUCUCCCUAGUCCGCUAUACCACCGAUCCCCCCCGUUCAACCCUUCGUACUGUUUUCGCCUCUUACCUAGACCACCACCCGCAAAUCCGCGCUAUAUUCGUCGGCACUCGCCGCACAGAUCCACACGGCGAGAAACUAACGCAUUUCGACCACACAGACCACGGGUGGCCUGGCUUUAUGCGGAUCCACCCCGUAGUAAACUGGCAUUAUGCUGAAAUAUGGGCGUUUAUUCGGCACCUCGGGAUUGAGUAUUGA
This is a messenger RNA of Histoplasma mississippiense, 1251 nucleotides long. RefSeq lists its product as hypothetical. NCBI's taxonomy places the organism in Eukaryota, Fungi, Ascomycota, Eurotiomycetes, Onygenales, Ajellomycetaceae. The transcript has 6 exons. The record is from RefSeq and is a predicted model, not a curated record. Gene Ontology annotation, biological process: FAD biosynthetic process. The coding region runs from base 1 to 1251 and encodes 416 amino acids. Gene Ontology annotation, molecular function: FMN adenylyltransferase activity.